Molecule: messenger RNA, 2019 nt
Organism: Moesziomyces antarcticus
Lineage: Eukaryota; Fungi; Basidiomycota; Ustilaginomycetes; Ustilaginales; Ustilaginaceae
Exons: 1
Coding region: 1-2019 (672 amino acids)
Molecular function (GO): microtubule binding
Source: RefSeq, a predicted model, not a curated record
AUGCCGGCCGAGGACAGCAUCGAUGACGCCCGCAUGCACUCCCUGCGGAUCUCCUCGGAGGAUGCGCUCGCAGCUCCGGCAACAAGAACAUCGAGCGACGACGUCGAAUCACAUCAAUCCGGUCACGCUGCUCGUCCUAUGCUCAGGCAUGACCAGCUUUCAUCCGAAGACUACGUAGAGCUGACCCGCAUCUCCCACAAGAAGGACGACAUUGAGCGUCACAUAGCCGACCUGCAGAGCUGGUCAGCUUGGAAUCCUUUCGAGGAUGUCGCAUCGUAUUCAACCGAGCCUCAAGUGCUUUUAGCAAGCAAAUCUACGCUCGUACGACUGAGCCAAGAGCUCGACCUACGCCAGGGCAAAUGCGACCGUCUCGAGCAGGACAUUCAACGAUUCAACGUGGACGACAUGAAACGACUGCGCAAAGUAGCAAAGGCCACCUCCAAGCGACACCUCUCUGGACCCGACACAGACCUGCUCGAGCUCGCCCUUUCCACCAUUUACGCGCUCGACAAGCUCCUGCGGCUUUUGCGCGACCAACGCGCCGAGCACGAGCUCACAGAACUUCGACUGCGAUGGGAAAGAGCUCUCCUCGCGAGCUGGCAAGACGUCGCAGCCAUUCGUAACGACAUCCAAGCCUUUGAGCGAAAGUGUCGAGCUCUCAAAGAGGCACUGCUCGAAAGUCAAGACGGCCACGCGAUGGACGCAGCGCUGCUCCAAAGCAACGGGGCUCUCAAUGUGAACGAAACGCCGACGCAAUUCAAGCAGGAUGCGGCUGAAUCCGCAGCACACCAUCCGUCAGGGUCCGGGAAGCGCACAGAAGUACCAACGCCUGCUCUCAGGCUGGCAGUAGAGUCUGUCAAGCUAGAGUCGUCACGCCUCGUCCUUCGCGUCAGAAGCUUCGAUGCAGAAAAGGUCCGCCUUGCCGGAAGGCUGUUGGAUCUUCUCAUCGACCACAGGCAGGUGCCGGAGAAGCUACUGGACGAACAGGAGAAGCUGGAGGACGCCUUGAUGCGGCCAGCGGCAAUAGAAGCGGAAGCUGCGACGAUCGCGACUCUGCUCGAGGAAAAGACCAUCUCGAGACAUCUAUCCGGCUCGUCCUCAACAACAGAUCUGAGCAUCCACCCUCACCGUUCAACCUCGGAAGCUCUCGAAACACCCCGCCGCCGGACGUCACAUGAGGCGCACAGCACAAAGGACGAGGUCUCUCCGAGAGUCGCAUCUGGUUCUCGCGCCUUGCACUCGAAGCGUCUCAACGGGGCAUUCUCAACGCCAUCGCCCAAAGCGACGCGAGGCUCUGGUGUCAAUCGGUACCAAGCCGAUCCUCGGAAUAAGCUGGUCAAUCGGUACCAAGCCGAUCCUCGGAAUAAGCUGGACACUGCUAUCGGCCGCAUCGUCAAUCGUCUACCGAUGCCCGUCUCGAUCAGAUCCGCUCGAGCCGCAAAUCACAAUGCCUCGUCUGCCGCCAAGGACGAGAAAGACAUAAGCGGCCGAUAUUGGAUCGGUGAUCCCGAGCCGCGGCUUUGUUUCUGCCGCAUUCUUCCUUCGCGCACAGUCAUGGUCAGGGUUGGAGGCGGCUGGCAAGAGCUUUCCGAGUUCUUGACGCAGCACUACUCGCAUCUGAGUCUCCGAGACGGGGGAAUGCAUUCGGCCAUGCUGAGUCCUUCCAAGGGCCAUUCGGCGUCGAGCCUGGCGUGGCUGCGAUCCGCUUCUGGUCCGGCAGGCUCUCCGGCUGCAAGAUCGGUACUGUCCAUGGGAUCGCCCCGGCUGAACACGUCUGCUCGCAAGAGUAUAUCGCCGCGAGUCUCCCGAGUCGUCACAAUGCCAGUGGACUUGACGAGGCACUCGGCCAGCAAAGAUGGAGGCGACAAACUCGAGCGCCGGACCUCCAACGGAGCGCUCCAUCACCGCAGGAGCGACUCUGGGGAGGAAAUCGGCCCGUCACCGGACGCAGCCGGCAGCAUCCCCUCUAGCGGAUCACAGUCGUCCAUCGUCAUCCAUCCAUCAUCUCCGUCUACGUAG